UCUGUCAACAUUUUAAUUAGAUUUGUGAACAUUUCUAUCUCCAUUUACGUAUUUUUGUAUGAAGGAAUUUAGUGCAAAAUCAUUAACAAAGGAUUGUUUUGUUUUUAUUUCAAAAAUCCGCAACUGAAAGAGAGAAACUUCUGCUUGUGUGCUGGAAACAUAAUAUUUUACUAUAACCUCAUAUCGAACAAAAUUCAACAGUUCUAGAAAUUUUCUAAAAGAUACUGAAAAAUACGAAUGCACGGAUAUACCACAAUACAGCAAAAACAACUUUCAAAAACCACAAUAAUUCGAGAAACCCCAACUUUGGAUCUGGCUAAAGAGUACGACAAAGUGAAAUGGCCAUUUAUUGCUGGGGCAAUACAACGCACGGGGAGUUGGGCUUGGGUGGCAUUGAGGAUGAACAGAUUUUAACACCUCGUAAAAUGGCAUGGAGUCCACCUAAUUCAUGUGUGGUUCAAGUAAGCUGUGGUCGCUGGCACACGUUGUUUCUGACCUCAAGUGGCAAAGUGUAUUCAUGCGGAAGCAACGAUAACGGCCAGUUGGGACACGAGCUGCCAACUAAAAGGCCACGUAUGUCCUUACCCAUAUUUAAACUGAUCGAAGAAUUGGACAAUUAUAUAAUUACAAACGUCAGCUGUGGUGCGCGUCAUUCUUUAGCCCUAAGCGAAUGGGGACAAAUUUUCAGUUGGGGUCAUAAUGACUAUGGACAGCUGGGCCUGGCCAAUGGUCAAGAUCUUGUUGCCCAACCAAAAAUUGUACGCAAUUUGGUUUCAAAAACAGUCCUACAAAUUGCUUGUGGAAACAAUCACAGUUUGGCCUUAACAAGCUGUGGGGAAUUAUAUUCAUGGGGUUCAAAUAUCUAUGGGCAAUUGGGCGUUGGCUCUCCUGGUGACGUUGUGCACUCAAAUGUACCUCGCCUUAUAACUGCUCUCAAUGGUAUUCCGAUUGCCUUUAUUGCAUGCGGAGGUAAUCAUGCUUUUGUUAUAUCCAAGUCUGGAGCUGUAUUUGGAUGGGGAAGAAAUGAUUGUGGACAACUUGGCCUCAAUGACUGUGCUAACAGAUGCUAUCCCACACAAUUGAAGACAUUACGCAGUUUAUGUGUUCGUUAUAUUACAUGUGGAGAUGAGUUUUCCGUUUUUCUUACAAAUGAUGGCGGUGUCUUUACAUGCGGCUCUGGCAGAUAUGGCCAAUUGGGACAUGGCAGCAAUGGAAAUGAGGUUUUACCUCGUAUGGUUGUGGAACUUAUGGGUAGUACUGUUACCCAAAUAGCUUGUGGCACGAGACACACGCUGGCCCUAGUACCCUCUCGUGGACGAGUAUACGGAUUUGGUUUGGGUUGUUCGGGUCAAUUGGGAAUACGUGUAAAUAAUAAUUCACCAGUGCCACAAGUUGUUUUGGGCCCUUGGGUUUCUCCCAGCGGCCAAGCAUUAAUACAAUCUGAAAUGUCGGACAAUAAUGAAAAUACUUGCUAUAUUAUAAAACAAAUAUUCUCUGGUGGCGAUCAUUCUCUAGUCACAUGUACAUCUUAUGAAGAUAAAAUUCCUGCCGUAGACUGUCGAACAUAUGAUGAAAAAACUCAGGUGCUGUCGUUGAAUGUGGAAACUACAAAAAGAUGUGCCGAAAUUGCACGUGAGGGAGCUAUUGACAUGGACCUCUUGGCGUUAGUAGAGUUGAUAUUUAAAAGCCAAGCCUGCCUAAAUGGAUCAUUUUUACUAGACGAUAAUCAACAUUUUUGCUGUACAUCCAAACAUCAUGGUGUUGACUUAAAAGCAGCUCAAAAUGCAUUUCACUAUUUAAGAAAAGUGGAAAAUGACACCUUAAAGACUUUGAUUUGGGAAGCUAUUACGAAUGAAUUGUUGAAAACACUUGUGACUUCGCCAGCCGAUGUAGAAACCUUACGCAUCUUUCUAAUAUUACCUUUGUAUCAUGAGUUUGUAAAUUCAAAGAAUUAUGACAAACUCCACACGCCAUUUAGCCAGGCUGUUAUCAAGCUAAAAGAUAUUCCACGUAAAAUUGUGGCAAAAUGGUGGUCACAAACCUCCACUGAGUGGUUUGAGCAUAUAGUUGCCUAUUACAAGGAUGUUGUUGCCUACAUCAUAAGCUUUAAAAUACCACACAACAUAAGCUCGGAAUCGGAGAAGAGACUCGUAACGUAUAAUUCAAAUCUGAUAGCUGCCUUAAACCUCAUUGUCUUUCUACAUGGUAUAAACCAUAAGGAGAGAAAAGAUAAAAUCCACUAUGAAUCAUUUCAUUGGUCUGAAUUGGCCGAUUAUGUUGAUGUACAACAAAAUUAUAUUUAUUGGUUAUUUGAUAAAACUCCGGAUGCGUUUAAUAUCUGCAAUUAUCCGAUGAUUUUUAAUGCAGCAGCAAAGACUACGCUUUUGCAGACGGAUCAAGCCAUACAAAUGCAUAAUGCCAUGAACACAAUAACAUCCAAUAGCAUACUGAGUUAUUUGACCACCGGUCAACCUAUUCAACAAUUUAUCGUUUUGAAUGUUUCUCGGGAGAAUUUGGUGCAAGAUACGUUGCGUGAAAUCGGAAAGUGCAGCCAAGGCGAUUUGAAAAAACCACUUAAGGUGAAAUUCUGUGGCGAAGAAGCUGAAGAUGCAGGUGGUGUGCGAAAGGAAUUUUUCAUGCUACUCUUAAAGGACCUUAUUGAUCCCAAAUAUGGCAUGUUCAAGGAAUACGAAGAUUCAAGAGUAGUUUGGUUUGCCGACAUGACAUUCGAGACUGAGGAAAUGUACAUUCUGAUUGGCAUCAUUUGCGGCUUGGCAAUAUAUAAUUUUACAAUUAUAAAUUUACCAUUUCCAUUGGCAUUAUACAAAAAGAUAAUGGAUGAAAAAGUUGAUCUUUGUGAUCUGCGAGAACUUUCACCAACAUUGGCUAAUUCCAUGCAACAGAUUUUAGAUUACGAUGGUGAUGAUUUUGAAGAAACAUUCGAUUUGCAUUUUGAAAUAUCCAGAGAUAUUUUCGGAGAAAGUACGAGCGAACCAUUGAAACCCAAUGGAGCGAACAUAAGUGUAACAAAAGAAAAUAGACAAGAGUUUGUAGAUUUAUAUGUGGACUUUAUAUUCAACAAGACUGUGGAUGACAAAUUUAAAGCAUUUCAAAAGGGCUUUAUGAAGGUAUGUUGGGGAAGAGUUUUGAAAAUAUUUCGCCCCGAGGAACUAAUGGCAAUGGUGGUGGGCAACGAAGAAUAUGACUGGAAAGCUUGGGAACUGAAUUGUGAUUAUAAAAAUGGUUACACAGUUAGUGAUGACACGGUAAAAUGGUUUUGGGAAACAUUUCACGAGAUGUCUUUGGAGGACAAAAAGAAAUUUCUGCUGUUUUUAACAGGCAGUGAUCGUAUACCCAUACAAGGCAUGAAAGCCAUUAAAAUGAUCAUACAGCCCACAAAUGAUGACAAAUGCUUGCCAGUGGCCCAUACCUGUUUCAAUCUUUUGGAUUUACCACGUUACAAAACAAAAGAACGCUUGAAAUACAAGUUGAUGCAGGCAAUACAACAGACUCAGGGUUUCAGUCUUGUAUAAUAUACUCAACAUCAACGUUAUAUACAAACACAAUUUUUUCCUCCCCAUAUAGUUAAGUCAGUACCGCUAUAAAGGUAGCUGGGUUGUUAAAAAUGCCUUAAGUUUUCGUUUGUCAUUUAAAAGACAAAGUUUGUUAGGUUUUUUUUUGUGUUUUUUACACUAUUAUUGCAUAUGAAUUUUUAGUUUGAGUACAUGGCGUCCUUAACCAGUUUUUGAGCGUGCAUGGUACGUUCAAGGCUUAAGGUUAUUGCCGACUUGCAAAGUUUUUUUUUGUACUAUCAAAAAGUUUUGCCUUCUCCGUUAUCACUCAAUUUUUAUAAUCUCGACAUGACUUUGAUGCGUUUGGAUGAGCUGAAUUAUGUAUUCAACUAUUCACUGGAAUCUUGUUUCGAUAUGCCUCCAUAUAAACUGAUCUCAUGAUUUUACGUUUUUUUCUAGCCUGCACAGGUUUUUUUUAGAUUUUUGGCGAAAUCAGUCUGAUGAGUUGUGUUAUGUGCUGAACUAAGCAAAAUACCAUAAUUGGCUACAAUGGUACCCAUAUAGUCCAAUUCCUCAUUUUUAACUCACAGAAGCCGUAUUUUUUUAUACCCACCACCGUAGGAUAGGGGGUAUAUUCAUUAUGUCAUUCCCUUUGCAAUCAAGGGAUUGCAAAGGGAACGACCCUACAAAGCAUAUAUAUUUCGGAUCGUCGAUUCAACGAUGUACGUGAGUCUCUCUGUCUCUCCGUCCGUCUGUUGUAAUCACUAUAGAGUCUUGAAAAAUUGAGAUAUUGAGCUGAAAUUUGGCCAAAUCGGACCAUAUUUGGAUAUAGCUGCUAUAUAAAGGGUCUAAUGCCCAUAAUUAUUAUUUUUCAUCCGAUUUUGUUGAAAUUUGAAACAGUGAGUAGUUUUAGGCCUCCCGACAACUGACCCAAAUAUGGUUCAGAUCGGACUAUAUUUAGAUAUAGCUACCAUAUAGACCGAUUUCCCUAUAAAGGGUCUGAAGAGCAUAAAAGCUUUAUUUAUUAUCCAAUUUCGCUGAAAUUUGCAACAGUGGGUUAUUUUAAGCCUCCCGACAUCUGACCUGAAUAUGGAUUAGAUCGGUCCAUAUUUAGAUAUAGCCGCCAUAUAGACCCAUCUGCCGAUAAGGGGUCGGAAGCCAAUAAAAGCUUUAUUUUUUACCCGAUUUCGCUGAAAUUGGAAACAGUGAGCAGGUUAAGACCUCUUAACAUCAGACCUAAAUAUGGUUUUGAUCGGACUAUAUUUGGACACAGCUGCCAUAUAGACCGAUCUCCCGAUAAAGGGUCUGAAGGCCAUAAAAGCUUUAUUUAUUACCCGAUUUCGCUGAAAUUUAAAACAGUGCGGACUAUAUUUAGAUAUAGCUGCCUUAUAGACCGAUCUCCCGAUAAAGGGUCUGAGGGCCAUAAAAGCUUUAUUUAUUACCCGAUUUCGCUGAAAUUUAAAACAGUGGGUUAUUUUAACCCUACUGACACCCGACCUAAAUAUGGUUCAGAGCGGACUAUAUUCAAAUAUAGCUGCCAUAUAGACCGAUCUGCCGAUAAGGGGUCUAAAGCCAAUAAAGGCUUUAUUUAUUACCCGAUUUCGAUGAAAUUUAAAACAGUGGUGGGUCAUAUAGACCGAUCUCCCAAUAAAGGGUCUGAAGGCCAUAAAAGCUUUAUUUAUUACCCGAUUUCGCUGAAAUUUAAAACAGUGGUGGGUCAUAUAGACUGAUCUCCCGAUAAAGGGUCUUAAGGCCAUAAAAGCUUUUUUUAUUACCCGAUUUCGCUGAAAUUUAAAACAGUGAGUUAUUUUUAGCCUCCUGACACCCGAUCUAAAUAUGGUUCAGAUCGGACUAUAUUCAAAUAUAGCUGCCAUAUAGACCGAUCUGUCGAAAAGGGUUCUAAAGCCAAUAAAAGCUUUUUUUAUUACCCGCUUUCACUGAAAUUUGAAACAGUAAGUUUCUCUGAGCCUCACGAUAUCCGAUCUUAAUAUGGUUCAGAUCGAUUUAUAAUUGGAUAUAUCUGCCAAAAAGACCAAUAUUUUGAUGUACAAAAUUGAAUAGACCACUAAAUGUCUGUGCCGAAUUUUGGGUGCUUAAUUUAUCCAAUUUUCUCCGGAUUGUGACGAAAUGUGGUUUACAUAUAUACUCGAGGUGGUGGGUAUCCAAAGUUCGGCCCGGCCGAACUUAAUGCCUUUUUACUUGUUUUUUGUUUGUUUUCAAUUGCACUAAUAUUAGUCCUGCUUGGUGAUAUUAUGCGUUGUGCAAACAAGGUUAGGUUAGAUUGAAGAGAUUGAGCCUCAAGCCACUAUGGAGAUACAUCUAUGCUAUUAAACGGCUCUAGAUACCGAAAAGUAACCUCAAAAAAAUCUAUGUUGAGAAUCCCGAGCUGUUUACAAUAGCACUCACAGUUCUUUAUAAUAUGCCCCUAAGAUGGUUCAAGUUUGGUAUCGUUUCGGCAGUUAUGUGCCAGAGUCUUUUAGCCCCGAAAGCUAGGCAUUGACAUUGGAAAUGUUCCAACAACUCAUAAUCUUCGCUCUUGCCCUACACACACUGUCACUUGCCGCACCUAUUGUGCAUAAGUGUGACCGUAGUUCUAUGUAUCCCGUAAUGAUACCGAAAACCAUUCAGACCUCCUUCCUACUUUCUCUUGUGCAAAUUUACCAUUUUCUCUGCGUAAAGAUAACUAAAAUAGGACAGAGUCUGCCCGUUGUUCUUUCACAUUGCAACUUUUCCAAGACCCGGUUAUUUAAAGGGGUCAAUUUUUACAAAUUUAGAAAUUUUUCUAAGUUUCAUUCAAUAUCAAUGUUUUGAGCGUUCAGCUAUUAAUUAAAUUGUAAAAACAUAUACAACUUAAUACAGAAAUGGAAAUUUCAAUAUCGAAUUUGAAAAUUAUACUACUUGCCAUCGUUUUUUGAACCACACAUACUUUAAUGCUUGAAAGUAGCAUAAUAGUGCUAGGAUAUGAUAGUAGCAAAAGAGAUUUCUUUGCCAUACAUUCGUGCUGAGUAUUUGCACAGGUAAGGACGAAGAAAGAGUAAUAAACAGAAAACAAAUAAUAACUAUAAAAAAAGAAAUGUAAAAUUUUAAUUUAUUGCAUUCUCCAAGUGUGUGGGCAGUUUAACUAUGUUUAUACUUUUUUCUAUUUAUAAGUAAUUUAUUUAGAUUAUAUAGCUUGCAAAACUAUAAUCUUUGUGUUAGUUCAAUCGGAGAUGCCUUGAAAACAAAUAAACGAAAUGAAGUUGUUGAUUGUACUCAAGAUUAGUCAGACUGAUACUAAAUUAAAUACAACAAUAAGUAAAUCUAAACACA
Messenger RNA from Stomoxys calcitrans (stable fly), 6821 nucleotides. RefSeq names its product probable E3 ubiquitin-protein ligase HERC4 (gene Herc4). The record is from RefSeq and is a predicted model, not a curated record. NCBI's taxonomy places the organism in Eukaryota, Metazoa, Arthropoda, Insecta, Diptera, Muscidae. The transcript has 15 exons. Bases 339 to 3533 code for a protein of 1064 amino acids. Gene Ontology annotation, molecular function: ubiquitin protein ligase activity. Gene Ontology annotation, biological process: protein ubiquitination; ubiquitin-dependent protein catabolic process.